Messenger RNA from Emiliania huxleyi CCMP1516, 480 nucleotides. RefSeq names its product adenylate cyclase. Lineage: Eukaryota; Haptophyta; Isochrysidales; Noelaerhabdaceae. Gene Ontology annotation, biological process: intracellular signal transduction; cyclic nucleotide biosynthetic process. The transcript is spliced from 2 exons. The record is from RefSeq and is a predicted model, not a curated record. The annotation marks the transcript as partial.
UCCGCCGCCUUCGUGAUCGGCCUCCUCUCGGACUUGUUUGCAAAGUUUGACCGCCUCACCGAGUGGCACGGCGUGCACAAGGUCAAGACCAUCGGCGACGCUUACGUGGUGUGCUGCGGCGCCUUUGACGAGGCGCCCACCGCCGCGGAGGCGGCGCGGCGGGUCGUCGGCAUGGGCCUCUCGAUGCUCGACGAGGUGGAGCUGUGCAAGCGCGAGCACGGCGUCGACAUCGCCAUACGCGUCGGCGUGCACACGGGCCCCGCCAUCGGCGGCAUCAUCGGCACCGUCCGCUUCCACUUCGACUUGUGGGGCGCGGCGAUCGCCGGUGCGGCGAGUCUCGAGGAGCAGGGCGCCGCGGCGAAGCCAGGUCGUGUCCACGUGUCGCAGGAGGCGUACCGGUAUCUGCGCGGCCGGUUCGGCGCGACGAGCCGCGGCCCACGCUACUACAAAGGCAAGGGCGAGAUGUACACUUACUUCCUC